Molecule: messenger RNA, 930 nt
Organism: Aspergillus luchuensis
Lineage: Eukaryota; Fungi; Ascomycota; Eurotiomycetes; Eurotiales; Aspergillaceae
Gene: flbD
Product: putative MYB family conidiophore development protein FlbD
Exons: 1
Coding region: 1-930 (309 amino acids)
Biological process (GO): mitotic cell cycle; positive regulation of transcription by RNA polymerase II
Cellular component (GO): nucleus
Molecular function (GO): RNA polymerase II cis-regulatory region sequence-specific DNA binding; DNA-binding transcription factor activity, RNA polymerase II-specific
Source: RefSeq, a predicted model, not a curated record
AUGGCUCCCACUCAUCGUCGUGGACCCUGGGUUCCCGAAGAGGACCAGUUGCUCCUUCAGUUGGUUCGCGAACAAGGCCCCAACAACUGGGUCCGCAUCUCUCAGCACAUGCACUACCGCUCACCCAAGCAAUGCCGGGAGCGCUUCCACCAGAACCUCAAGCCCUCUUUGAACCGUGAGCCCAUCUCUGCUGAGGAGGGCCUGAUGAUCGAGCGGAUGGUCAACGAAAUGGGCAAGCGCUGGGCUGAGAUUGCACGACGCCUUGGAAACCGCAGCGACAAUGCAGUUAAGAACUGGUGGAACGGCAGCAUGAACCGCAAGAGAAGAGGUCUCCCUACCUCCAGCUCGCCUCACGCCGGACGCACGAUGCACGGACGGGUCCAGGCCCCAUAUGCGCGGGCCUCUCUGGGCUUGAGCAGCCCCAUCAGCCGUUCUCGCUACUCUUCCAUCUCCAACGACAGACCUCUGACUUCCUGGACCAAGUCUCCUUCAUCUCGGAGGGAUUCCUUCUCCGCCUCUUCCAUCGACUGCCCCCGCCAGUUGACCCCGAUCUACACACUUCCUGCUCUUAACCGCCCUGUCGAAACUCCUCUCACCUUGCCUGCCUUCUCGGAAGCUUCUUCCAUGGAGCCUCCCUCCAUGAUCUCGGACCACAACUCCGUCUCUUCCUCCUCUCCCAGGACCAUCGCCUCGCCACAGCUUCUUCCCCUUCCGGUGGACAUGAGACAGCAAUACGGCGACUUCCGCAGGCAGAGCACUUCGGAUGAGAUCUAUGCCUACCACGAUCUCUCGUUGAAGCAACGGUGGAUCUCCGAUCACCAGCAAUGGAACCAGCACUCUCCGCUAUCUCCCACAUGGUCUGCUCCGAUCGAAGACAAGACAGAAGCCCCGCGCGACUCGCGGAUGGGUCUUCAGAACUUGCUCAACUAA